This is a messenger RNA of Malania oleifera, 1952 nucleotides long. RefSeq names its product organic cation/carnitine transporter 3-like. Gene Ontology annotation, molecular function: transmembrane transporter activity. The record is from RefSeq and is a predicted model, not a curated record. The transcript has 2 exons. Gene Ontology annotation, biological process: transmembrane transport. The coding region runs from base 61 to 1632 and encodes 523 amino acids. NCBI's taxonomy places the organism in Eukaryota, Viridiplantae, Streptophyta, Magnoliopsida, Santalales, Ximeniaceae. Gene Ontology annotation, cellular component: membrane.
UCGUAGGGUACGUUCCUUAUCCUUUCAUAGUUUCAUGCCCUGCAGGCGCCACCAACGAAAAUGGCCGACCCAAAACCUCUGCUCUCUCCCUCAACCCCAAAAUCUCCUACCCUCGACAGCCUCAUCCCGUCCGUCGAUGAGAUGAUCGAACGGUGCACCGGAAGGUUUGGCUGGGCCCAGCUCGUGCAAGCCCUCGUCGUGUCCCUCGCCUGGGUCUUCGACGCACAGCAAACCUUCAUCACCAUCUUCACCGACGCUCAGCCUCCGUGGCGGUGCACCGACCAAGCCAGUCGCACGUGCUCCCCCUCCGCCAACAUCUGCCGACUCCCCAAAACUGCAUGGACUUGGGAGAACCCCCAGACCUCGUCCACACUCUCCGAGUGGUCUCUGGAAUGCGCCGGCUCGGUUGUCGCCGGCCUCCCGGCGUCGUCCUUCUUCAUGGGUUGCUUGCUCGGCGGAUUCGCCCUGGCGUCGUUCGCCGACUCCUCCCUAGGCCGGAAAAACGUUCUCUUCCUCUCGUGCCUGACAAUGUCUGUCUCCGCACUCCUCACUGCGUUCUCCUUCAACAUUUGGGUCUACGCGGUGCUAAGAUUCGUGAGCGGGUUCGGCCGCGCGUCCAUCGGCACCUGCGCUUUCGUUUUGUCGACGGAGAUCGCCGGCAAAAGGUGGCGCAGCCAAGUGGGCAUCGUGGGUUUCUUCUGUUUCGCAUUAGGGUUUUUGUCCUUGCCGGCUUUGGCUUACGAAAACAGAGAUUCUUCAUGGAGAACUCUCUACCUUUGGACCUCUGUUCCCUCCAUCUUCUACUGCAUUCUGGUUCACUUCUUGGUCCGCGAGUCUCCCAGAUGGCUCUUCAUGCAAGGUCGUAAGGAAGAAGCCAUGGCCACUCUAAAGAAAAUUGCAUGCGCCACCACUGACGACGACAAUGGCUUAAACUUGUUGCUAGUCAAACACGAAACCUUGAGAGUGGAUCACAAUAUUAACCCCCGCUGCUCAGUUUUCAAAACGUUCAAGGAGAAAAAAUGGGCUCUCCGGCGAUUACUCACGGUGGUGGUGCUCGGCUUCGGCAUCGGGAUCGUGUACUACGGGAUGCCGUUGGGGGUUGGCAACUUGGCGUUCAAUCUCUACUUGAGCGUUACGUUCAAUGCCUUGUCGGAGGUACCGUCGUCGCUGCUCGUGUUCUUCUUCAUCGGCAAGUGGAAGAGGAGGAAGUCGCUGCUGGCGUUCACUAGCAUGAGCGGAAUCUGCAGCGUGAUGUGCGUGGUGGUCGGCGACGGAGUACUGAAGGGAUACCUGCAGGUUGGGUUGGAGCUCGCAUCGUUCUUUGGGGCUUGUACUGCGUUUUCGGUGCUGCUGAUUCACACACUGGAGCUGUUUCCGACAUGCGUGCGGAACUCGGCCACGUCGAUGGUGAGGCAGGCGCUGGUGUUAGGGGGCGUGCUGAGUCCGAUGGUGAUUGCGGCAGGGAGGCACAAUGCGUUUCUGUCGUAUGGUACUUUUGGGGUGUUGAUAUUUUUUUCUGGGUUGUUUGUGGUUUGUUUGCCGGAGACGAAGGGCAGCGCUCUCUGUGACACCAUGGAAGAGCAAGAAAGGAAGGAGACAGCUGUGGCGUCUGAUCUGGUCAAGGGUGUAUAGCUAGGGUGCAUGAAUGAGUGGAAUGAUUUGAGCAACAUUAUAUUAAUUAAUGACUACUUGAAGAUAAUACAAUAAGUGGUCUUAAGAUUUCAGUGUGGAAAAUUAAUGAUAAUAAUAACCAGGAAUCCGGGUAGAUACAUGCGUGGAACUGAUGCGGGGCCACGACUGUGUCAAGUUGAGUCGUGCACAGGAUGAGUUGUUGAGUUCAAUGCGGUGGACCUAUAUAUGACUUUUUUUAAUGGGUGCAAUCUCACUUGUAAUUUUAUAAAAUGUUAUUGUAGUAGUUAAUUAAUCUGCUAUAUAUUGUUUCUAUUUUAUAG